This is a messenger RNA of Ceratitis capitata (Mediterranean fruit fly), 1823 nucleotides long. Its product is annotated as zinc finger and SCAN domain-containing protein 12. NCBI's taxonomy places the organism in Eukaryota, Metazoa, Arthropoda, Insecta, Diptera, Tephritidae. Gene Ontology annotation, biological process: regulation of transcription by RNA polymerase II. Gene Ontology annotation, molecular function: RNA polymerase II cis-regulatory region sequence-specific DNA binding; DNA-binding transcription factor activity, RNA polymerase II-specific; zinc ion binding. Bases 26 to 1771 code for a protein of 581 amino acids. The transcript has 4 exons. Gene Ontology annotation, cellular component: nucleus. The record is from RefSeq and is a predicted model, not a curated record.
UAAUGCAAGCUGAGAAUUAAUAAAAAUGCAAUGUCGUGUUUGCUUGCAAUCAAAUUGCAAUAGUCUAAUAGAAAUGGACCUUUUGGUAUCAGAUGAAGGAGAAACACUUUACGAUUGCUUUAAUGCCUGCACGCGGCUAUGUGCUUCAGCAAAUGACGGCUUGCCUAAUACACUGUGUAAGAAAUGCACCAAAAAGUUGGAAAUAGCUUUUGAUUUUAGAAAAUGUGCACUUUUGUCCAAUGAAGAGUUUAAAAGAAUACUCAAACUAGCAAAUACAAAGACGGAAUCGCUGCAGCUUGUUAAUGCCAAUGAUUUAGAAGAACAUACCUCCGAUCCAUUGGAAAUGGAGCCUAGUGAAUCGAUAGAAAUAGUAAAACAGCAUAAGGUUCUAGGUGAAACAUCGCUUGACACGUGGGAGCUAGUUCCGGAAGAUAGUUAUAAUGCAGAAAUAAUAUUGGAAGAUCUGAGGCCGGAGGAUGAAACUACUUCAGAUAUGCAACCGGAUGACAUAAUGCAAGACAAUAGCUGUAACACUGACAAUGAAGAUGAUUUGAUAUCAGAGGUUUUUAGUGAGUCGCAAGCAAGUGCCUUAAAUGAACUAGAAUUUCAAAAUCAAACAAAUUAUGUAGAUAGUGAUUCAAAUGUUACUGCACCAUACCAAUGUGAGUAUUGUAGUGACGAGUUUUCAACCGAUGGCGAACUGCAUGAUCAUGUCAAAAAGCAUAUAUUUAAAUGCCAAUUUUGCCCAAAAAUUUGUAUUAACAUGUCUUAUUACGAAAAGCAUCUCAAUCGGUUGCAUUCAAGCAAUGCUUCAGCUGAACCAAUUCUAGUCGAAGGUGCCGAAAUUAAUAAAGAUAAAAGGAUAGUCUGCACGUUGUGCAAUAUGACCUACAGUACGCUUGGGGCCUACCGAAGGCACGCUGUUAAAACACAUGACUUCGAUUUUACGAAAAAAGAUACUAAUAAAGAUGGAGUCAAUGACAUACAAAAAGACUACACAGUAAAGACUAACAAUUAUUUUUUGCAAGAAGAAAUAAGCCAAGGUGGCGUAGAGAUAAAUGAUUGUAUUACAAAGAUUCAGAAAAAGAAAAAUUAUCUAUGUUCUUUUUGCCCGCGUGUGUUACUAUCUAAAGGAGGCUUAGCACAACAUGAAGCCAAACAGCACUUAAAAAUAGAACCUGAUCUGAACCAGUGUCCAUUUUGCGGUAAAACAUUCAAGAGAGACUAUCUUGGAAAGCAUAUGGAUGUUGUACACAAUGAAGUACGUAAAUUUAAAUGUAAUAUUUGUGGCAGAAUGUUUAAAACCCAACAUGUGGCUGCCCGACAUCGACUAUUGCACAACUCAAAGGAUCACAAUUUUUCUUGUUCUGUAUGUAAUAAAAGGUUUACGGAGAAAUCUGCACUUAACGUACAUAUGCGUUUGCAUACAGGCGAAAUGCCAUUCUCUUGUAAUAUAUGUGAAAAACGAUUUAGAAUUAGAGGACAUCUCACUUAUCAUUUGAAACUACAUGUUAAUGCCAAACAUAAAUGUGAUAUUUGUGACAAAGAAUUCAAACAUCCAAAAUCACUACAAAACCAUUUAUAUGUGCAUAGUGGAUUGAUGCCUUAUACUUGCACUAUUUGCGAGUAUGGAAACGUAAAACGCGAAUAUUUUACAAAACAUAUGCUACAGAAGCACAACAAAGAAAUGACUCCUGAGGAAUUAUUUGAAAUGUAUAAAUCGAAUACAGGUAGGCCACUCUAUGCAAAGAUAAUUGAGCGCAUUGACUAGUUAAAGAUGGAGGAACUCGGAAGUAAUUUCUUAUAAGAAAACAUUUAAUAUU